Molecule: messenger RNA, 1386 nt
Organism: Trichoderma gamsii
Lineage: Eukaryota; Fungi; Ascomycota; Sordariomycetes; Hypocreales; Hypocreaceae
Product: squalene synthase
Exons: 4
Coding region: 1-1386 (461 amino acids)
Biological process (GO): ergosterol biosynthetic process; farnesyl diphosphate metabolic process
Cellular component (GO): endoplasmic reticulum membrane
Molecular function (GO): squalene synthase [NAD(P)H] activity
Source: RefSeq, a predicted model, not a curated record
AUGGGCGCGCUCUACUAUUUACUGCAUCCGGCCCAAUUGCGGUCCAUGAUUCAAUGGAAGCUUUGGCAUGACCCUGUUCACAGACGCGACCCUUCGAACGAGUCGGCGACAUUAUCAGAAUGCUUUCGCUAUUUGAACAUGACAAGCCGCAGUUUCUCGGCUGUCAUUCAAGAACUCAACCACGAGCUUUUGGUCCCAAUCACCCUUUUCUACCUGGUACUACGUGGCCUCGACACAAUUGAGGAUGAUAUGACCAUUCCCCUCGACGUCAAGGUCCCUAUGCUACGAAACUUCCAUGUGACAAUGGAGCAAGAUGGCUGGCAGUACCACGACAGCAAAGAAAAGGAUGCAGAGCUUCUAGAGCACUUUGAUGUCGUGAUUACCGAACUCAAGAAGCUCAAGAAGCCUUACUACGAGAUCAUCAAGGACAUGACCGUUAAGAUGGGUAACGGCAUGGCUGAUUACGCUCAAAACACCGAGAUGAUUGAAAAUGGUGUACAGACCAUCGAAGAAUAUGAGCUGUACUGCCACUACGUUGCGGGGCUGGUCGGCGAAGGCCUGACGCGGCUAUUUGUGGCUUCUGAGCUUGCCAACCCCAAGCUGGCUGAGAGACCCGCCUUGACCGAGUCCAUGGGUCAGUUCCUGCAGAAAACGAACAUCAUCCGUGAUAUCCAUGAGGAUUGGGGCGACCGCCGGCGGUGGUACCCAAAGGAGAUUUGGAGCAAGCAUGUUGACAAGUGGGAAGACCUGUUUGAUCCCAAGUAUGAACCGCAGGCUAUCAACUGCGUAUCAGAAAUGGUACUUGAUGCGCUGAAGCACGUUGAAGACUGUUUGUUUUACAUGGCCGGCAUGAGGGAUCAAAGUGCUUUCAACUUUGUUGCCAUUCCGCAGGGCAUGGCCAUUGCCACCCUGGAACUAUGCUUCAGGAACCCGGCCGUGCUGAAAAGCCAUAUCAAGAUCACCAAGGGAGAUGCUUGCCAAAUCAUGUUGGAGAGCACACAGAACCUUCAGGUGCUUUGCGAUGUUUUCCGAAGAUACGCCAGGCGCAUUCAAAAGAAGAAUGACCCUCGGGAUCCCAACUUCUUGGCAAUUAGCGUACAGUGUGCCAAGAUUGAACAAUUCAUCGAGACCUUGUUCCCAAAGCAAGAUGCGAAGAAGCUCACCAAGGAGGCCCAGGAGAAGCAGAGACAAGAACCCGGCAUGACCACCGGCGAAACCUUUAUGUUGAUUGCUGUCGUUCUCGGCGUUUUGCUGACCAUGACGGGCGUUAUGCUUGGCAUUGCUUGGUUCUUCGGUGCGAGAUUUGACGGCACAUUUUCUGACACUGCCAAACUAUGGUCGGGUGCUGGCGGUGCGCCUCCAGUAUUAGACCGUGACGAAUUGUAA